Molecule: messenger RNA, 1098 nt
Organism: Colletotrichum graminicola M1.001
Lineage: Eukaryota; Fungi; Ascomycota; Sordariomycetes; Glomerellales; Glomerellaceae
Exons: 1
Coding region: 1-1098 (365 amino acids)
Source: RefSeq, a predicted model, not a curated record
AUGAACACGGAAGACGAAAACCUGGGGCCCCUGGUCCGCCUAUGGGGCCUCCGGACGGAGCAGCUACCGGCCCCGAGCGCAACGUCGGCCGACUUGGCACCGUUCCUGAUCGCCGUGCUGCAGGAGGCGGUCCCCUUCAUCGACGCCGUUGCGCCCAAGGACGGCACGGCACGGCCCAACGAGUGGAAGGCUAAGGGCAACAAGACCUUCCCCGAGUCGACGGCGCCCGUCGAGCUGUACGAGCGCAUCGUUCCCGCCGCGGAGCUCGCGAAGGAGGCGGCGCGGAAUCAGCUGCCGAACGGCGAUUCCGUCUCGGCUGAGACGUGGGCGUGCCGGAGGAGCAUCCACAAGGAUAAACCCGUCAAGGGGACGGCAGCGUGGGAGGAGUUUGUCAAGUGUUUCAAGGACGACCAUGUCGAGGCCGAGAAAGCGUUCACGCCGAACGUCAUGCAGGCAAGGGAAGCGCUGGCGUGGGACUGCAAUGGCAUCGUGGUCAACGAGGGGGGGAUCUCGUGGGGGGAUUUCAAGCUCAGCGUGUCAGAGAUCAAGCAUAGACUCGUGAUGCCGCUCAAGAACCGCGUGUUCCCCGAGCUCAUCGUCUCGGCCAAGGCGAGGGGUGCUGACGAGUUCGUGGUCGUGUCGGUCCCCGUGUUGGACCUUGCGGGGUCGGACCACGGUCAGCUGGUCAAGGACAAGAGCAUUGUUGUCGGCGCGUACGUGAGCGUCGAAAGAGUGCGGAGGCUGCCGACGGGGGCGAUUGAGUGGAUCAUGGCGACGGCCUCGGAUGCCAAGGGAGUGCUGCCUGCGUGGAUCCAGGCCAAGGCGGUGCUUGGGGUCGUCGCAAAGGACGUUGCGUUGUUCCUCGGCUGGAUUGCCGAGGAGCGGGAGAAGGGGACGAGCGUGGGCAAGUGGACAGCCGUCAAGGGCGACAGCGAGGCUCGCCCCGGCAGCACCAACCGCAAGGCGUCGAUGACAUUGGAGGACGCGGAGUCUUCAAACAUGCAGGGGAGAACCUCGAGGCAGGGCAUAUCUUCCAGGAACGGAACGGAGCCGGCGUUGGGAGGAACGAAUGGGACGAACGGGCAUGUUCAUGUUUGA